This is a messenger RNA of Mauremys reevesii (Reeves's turtle), 2360 nucleotides long. It is a transcript of the gene PAX9, whose product is annotated as paired box 9. Bases 1 to 1026 code for a protein of 341 amino acids. Gene Ontology annotation, molecular function: DNA-binding transcription factor activity, RNA polymerase II-specific; RNA polymerase II cis-regulatory region sequence-specific DNA binding. Gene Ontology annotation, biological process: anatomical structure development; regulation of transcription by RNA polymerase II. The record is from RefSeq and is a predicted model, not a curated record. Lineage: Eukaryota; Metazoa; Chordata; Testudines; Geoemydidae. The transcript is spliced from 4 exons.
AUGGAACCUGCCUUUGGGGAAGUGAACCAACUCGGAGGGGUGUUUGUGAAUGGGAGACCCUUGCCUAACGCCAUCCGGCUCCGGAUUGUGGAAUUGGCCCAACUGGGCAUCAGACCCUGUGACAUCAGCCGACAACUGCGGGUUUCCCAUGGCUGUGUGAGCAAAAUCCUGGCGCGCUACAAUGAGACUGGCUCCAUCCUACCAGGGGCGAUCGGAGGCAGCAAGCCUCGGGUCACCACCCCCACGGUGGUGAAACAUAUCCGGACCUACAAACAAAGAGAUCCGGGCAUCUUUGCCUGGGAGAUCCGAGACCGACUGCUGGCAGAUGGCGUGUGUGACAAGUACAACGUGCCUUCCGUCAGCUCCAUCAGCCGGAUCCUCCGGAACAAAAUUGGAAAUCUCUCCCAGCAGGGUCACUACGAAUCUUACAAACAGCAUCAACCUGCUCCACAGCCUGCGCUGCCUUACAACCACAUAUACUCCUACCCCAGCCCCAUCACUGCUGCGGGAGCCAAAGUGCCGACCCCGCCGGGAGUGCCCGCAAUCCCCAGCACCAUGGCUAUGCCUAGGACCUGGCCCUCUUCCCAUUCGGUCACGGAUAUCCUGGGGAUCAGGUCCAUAACAGACCAAGUGAGUGACAGCUCGCCCUAUCACAGCCCCAAAGUGGAAGAAUGGAGCAGCCUGAGCAGAAAUAGCUUCCCCCCUUCAGCCCAGCAUGUUGUGAACGGACUCGAGAAGAGCUCCCUGGAGCAGGAGGCCAAGUACAGCCAGGCACCAAAUGGUCUUCCAACUGUCAGCGGUUUUGUCUCAGCACCAACUAUGGCGCCUUACCCUACACCAGCCCAGGUGUCGCCUUAUAUGACAUACAGUGCUGCCCCUUCUGGUUAUGUGACAGGCCAUGGUUGGCAGCAUGCUGGAGGCACUCCGCUCUCCCCUCACAACUGUGAUAUUCCUGCGUCGCUGGCAUUCAAGGGCAUGCAGACAGCCCGAGAAGGUAGUCACUCUGUCACAGCCUCUGCUCUCUGAUAUGAAAUUCAUUCUAGAACAACUCAACUUUUUUCCUCCCCUUCCUGGCUCAGAGACUGAUCUUUUGUGUUGGUGACAUUUACAGAUUUCUCCCCCUGACCUUCCUCCCACAAAAUUUUUGGAUUGAACUAGCCAAAACAUAAGAAACUGAUCCAUGGGUUAUUGCCCUUGCACUGUUUUAAGUAAAGAAGAUCUUACAUCCCUCAAAGGGCUCAUGGGACUUUCAUUGGUAAAACCACCCAUAUUUAUUCUAAGUCAACAAGAACUCUGCAAAUGUGCAAUUGUCAUUGAGAUUGUGUAAAAAUCAAUAAAGAAAAAUCAAUAGGGAAAGAUAUGCUAUGCCUCUAAUCAACGAAAGUGGCCAAACAGAAGUUAUUUGCUGAUGAUCUGUCUCUAGAGAACAAAUCCUUUAUUGACAAGGUUAAGUGAUCCACUGUUAUUGUUAAGAUAUUGCUUUUUGUUUGUUUGUUUAUCAAGGCAAUAUGUGGCUCUCACAUUCUUCCUGUAUUUCAUCCUGUUACAAAAACAGUAAGGUGUUUGUAUUUUCUAUCUAUUUGUAAAUAUAAGCUUUGUCCAGCAUUUGUGUUUCCAUUCCACAGUACGUUUCUGCUUCUUUUUUGAUGUUAAAAAAGUCAUUUCUGUUUCUUGCUUGGUGAUGGCAAGGGCCUCAGGUGGCUGAGACUGAGACAGUUCUUUUGGUAUGUUUUGUGCAGACUGUGGAUGCUUCAGCAUCUUAAGAAAGACAUUUUGUUUCUUCAGCAGAGGACUCAAAGGCCAUCGACCAAAUAACUCUAGUCCCAGGUCAUACCCAUCUCCCAGAGUCCUGACACAACCACACAUGUGCCAAGUGUACAAAAGAGAAGCAGGUGGAAAAUAGCUGAAAAAAACCAAGAACUGUAGAGGAAAGUGAUUUAGAAGCUUGAGUUUAAUGUGAAAUUUAAGUUAACAAAACCACUGUGAAACAAAACUGUACUGUCAUUGUUGGCUUCCCUGUGUUCAGCAAUUUCAGCCCCAAGGUUGCGUUGUAACUUUUUGAACAGAAAAAGCUGUCUUAAAAUUUCUGCUUUAAUGAAUGUAAAAAUGGCUCCCGGUAAAGUUUACAUUGUUGUACAUAAACACGUCUCACUCGUAGGUAUACUGGUGGUGGUCCGACAAAUACAAAUUUAUUUAAUGUUAAACUUCCUUUUGGCAUUGCUGUAUCUACUGGCAAGCAUUCUGUCCCAAUCAUUUUGCUUUUAAUUUUUCUACCUGACAUUAACCCCCCCAAAAGCUAAUAUUUUGGUCUUUUCAAACUUACCUGUUUUCCAAGGGCAAUAAUAAAGUUCUGAAUAUUA